ACAGUCGCCGUCUAAGCCGUAAAGCCUCUAGUUAUCAAGCCGUUCUCCUCGAGCAGCAGUACGUGCAGCGCAGGGUAAGAGCCGGACGCGCGAAGGAGAAUCCCACCGAGCUUGGCUGACGAUGGCGACGGUGUGGUGGUGGCCGUCGCUGCCGGCGUGGCUGGGGUCCGAGGCCGUGUGGUUCGUCGCGCUCAACGCCGUGGUCGCCGCCGUCGCCAUCCUGUCCUCCCGUCCGCGGCCAUCUCAGGCGACGCCACGCCGCGGCGCCGGGGUCACGCGCAGGGCCUCCUCGGCGGUGCUGCAGAGCCUCCGCUCGUUCUCCCUCUUCUCCUUCCCGUCCGCCUGCAUGUCGUUCCUCCAGCCCGACGCCGCUGCAGCCGCGUAUCAAGAAACAGAGGAGCUGGUGCGUGUGCGUUCACCCACCAACAAGCCGUCGCCCCGCGCGCUCGUGGUCGUACCACCGCCACCCGUGGCGCCGGCAGCCGAGGAGGAUGUGGACGAGGACGAUGAGGACCCGAACGCGAUGAGCAUGGACGAGGCCUACGCGCUUGUCCUGGCGUCUCGGCAGCGGCCGGAGCGGGAGGUGCAGGAGCAGGCGAGGCGGUCCGAGGUGGAUGCCAAGGCGGAGGAGUUCAUCCGCGGGUUCGAGGACCAGCGGCAGCGGCGGCUCAACUCCAUCUUCAACUACACCCAGAUGCUCAAACAACGUGGGCUCGCCGCCGGCCGCCGGCAGCCGGAUGCGAGGCCAGAUCAGCUUUGACUCACCGACGUAUUCAAUUCUUUUAGAUUUUGGUCAGCAUUUUUAGGGGGGGCAACUAUAUUUUAAUUUGAUUUUUUUUAUAUACUUAAGUAUGUUUUGAUUUGUGAUUCUUGUUUGAUUGUAGAUAGGCUAGCAUAUACUCUGCAGGUGUAUAUCUUGUAGCUUGGACAAGACAUUUUUUUUUGUGUCCAGAACAUUUGUUUGGUGUA
Panicum hallii is the source of this 969-nucleotide messenger RNA. RefSeq lists its product as uncharacterized. The record is from RefSeq and is a predicted model, not a curated record. The coding region runs from base 122 to 760 and encodes 212 amino acids. NCBI's taxonomy places the organism in Eukaryota, Viridiplantae, Streptophyta, Magnoliopsida, Poales, Poaceae. The transcript has a single exon.